Messenger RNA from Ictalurus punctatus (channel catfish), 4979 nucleotides. It is a transcript of the gene glis3, whose product is annotated as GLIS family zinc finger 3. NCBI's taxonomy places the organism in Eukaryota, Metazoa, Chordata, Actinopteri, Siluriformes, Ictaluridae. Gene Ontology annotation, molecular function: RNA polymerase II cis-regulatory region sequence-specific DNA binding; DNA-binding transcription factor activity, RNA polymerase II-specific. The transcript has 11 exons. Gene Ontology annotation, cellular component: nucleus. The coding region runs from base 272 to 2935 and encodes 887 amino acids. Gene Ontology annotation, biological process: regulation of transcription by RNA polymerase II. The record is from RefSeq and is a predicted model, not a curated record.
ACACCGCUUAAUGUUUCAUUACACAUCCUCAUCAUAGUUAGUGAUCAAACAGCGCCAGAACUUUUCCCUUUCCAGGUUUGCUUUUCAUGCGUUUUGUCUCUAAAGAACUUGAAAUACCCGGGGACACGUGACUCCAGACGAGAGAGAAGUUCUCAUCAAGUUCUCUCACGCGCUCUGAGUUGAGAAAGUUCAUCUCCAGAUCUCCUGAAGACCGUCACAGCAUGAAACCUCUGGCUCAUCGGUAGUUUUGCCUGAAGCAGAACUGAAGGAAAUGAAUGAGAAAGGCUGCAACCUCCUGGUCUCUCCCACCAGCAUGCCAAAGUCUCUGGGUGCCAUAACUGGGCAGCAGGUGCCUCACAUCCGAGUGCAUGCUGGUAGCUCCCGCUCUUGCUCACAUCCUGGCAGUGGAAUGGACACUGGAGCUGUAGCUCCUGGGAGUACGGUACUUCUACCUGCUCUGAGCCUGCGCAGGCAAGUGCUGACCAAUGGGAAGCAUCAUGGCACCUUCAGCAUCCCGCAAUCUUCGUGGCAGCAAGUGUCUUCACUUCCUGUCCCACCUGGCAAUUCCAAUACAGCGAGAUUAACUGGCUCACAGAGUGGUGUCAGAGGUUCUCACACAUUGGGGCCCAGCAGAAAGCUGUUGGGCGAGUAUGGCAGAUCAAACCUGCAAGUGACAAGCAGUGCUAUGGUUGUACAGAGCGUGAGUCCAGUGUCCACUAUCCAAAGCUCUGCUUCGCACUGCCCUCCUUCCUCUCUGGGCCUUUUUGUGCCCUUCACAGAUGCCAGGUCGGUGUUGUCCAGAGAGUCCCUGGCUUCCACUACACUCAGCAUCGCAGAGAGCCAAUCUAUACGCAGCAGCAAGUUGGACUGGCCCUAUGGCUAUCGUGUGCUGCCACCAUUAGGUCAGCAGAGCAGCUUUAGCCAGACAGCUGAAGGUCCAGAACUUCUGAACCUCCCACCAGGUACUGCCAUGUCCGGAGCCACCAGUAGCUCCAAUCCAACUUCACUUCCUGCUUACCUGUUUAAGGAAGACUUCAACAGCCCCCAUCAAGCCAGCCGUUCCAAAAAAAGAGCCCUCUCUAUCUCACCUCUAUCUGAUGGCAUUGGCAUCGACUUAAACUCCAUUAUUCGGACAUCACCGACCUCUUUGGUGGCAUACAUAAUUGGUUCCCAAAGUUCUCCAUCCUCACAGCAUACUCCCUCACCACUGCAGUCUGACGUAUGUGGGCAUCUCUUGGGAGUCCGGGGAAACUGUAUCCCCAAUCCCAACUUUGGCUACCACGGUCCCAAAGCCAGUUCCUCUCUUGGUCAGACCUUUAUACGCAACCACCAUUCUGAAAGGGUGAGUGUCUGCAUGCAGAGGUUAGAGGAACAGGGUACACAUGACAGCCACAUGGGAGGAACUAAUCUCGUAGUGGAGCAUCAGCUUCUGCCAGGACAGGAAAUUCUGAUAAGCAACAUUUCAGAAGGGGAUAAUGAUCCUCAUAACAGUCUGGAAAGAACUACGCACUUUCAAGUUGAAAUUUCAGCCAUUGUUAGGUCCCCAAGCCCACCUAUGGGACCCCCACCACCCUAUCACUCCCACCAUGAACGCCGACUACCAGGUGGCCACCUGGGGUGUGCUCAGAAUCCCGCAGACUCACGCUCUAUACCUCCUACAGACAAACCUGGUGUUCUGCCCUCGGCUCUGUGCCCAAUGUUAGAGGAGGAAGACGGGGAGCUUGAUGAUUUUAAUGGGGUACACUGUUGCUGUUGGCUGGAUUGUAAUGCCACAUACAGUCACCAAGAGGAGCUGGUCAAGCACAUCGAGAAACUACAUAUCGAUCAGCGCAAAGGCGAGGACUUCAUCUGCUUCUGGGCAGGGUGUCCACGCAGACACAAGCCUUUCAAUGCGCGUUACAAACUCCUAAUCCACAUGCGGGUUCAUUCGGGGGAGAAACCUAACAGCUGUACGUUUGAAGGCUGCCAGAAGGCGUUUUCUCGCCUAGAGAACCUCAAAAUCCACCUACGGAGCCACACAGGAGAGAAACCGUACACAUGUCAGCACCCCGGCUGUCAGAAAGCCUUCAGCAACUCCAGCGACCGCGCCAAGCACCAGCGCACGCAUGUCGACAUGAAACCUUACGCGUGUCAGAUUCAAGGCUGCCAAAAACGCUACACCGAUCCCAGCUCUUUACGAAAGCACGUCAAAUCACACUCCACCAAGGAGCAGCAGGCCAGGAAGAAGCUGAGGGCAAGCACUGAGGUCUACCGGGAUGGACUUUCUGAAUGUUUAACUAUCCAGCCUCUGCAGCACAACCUGUCACCGCUGGAGCUGACUGAGAGCCGUUCUCCUUGUCUUCCUGCUGACAUGUACACAGGUGUGUUCUCUCUCAACCAGUCCAGCCAGGUGACUCCUGGUCAGGUUCAGCAUUCCGCCUGUGGCUCUCAUGUCCCAUUGUCUGCACUACCGCCAUCGAACAGCAGGUUUGAUGCUCCUGUGACACAGCAUCCGACCCACCAGGCCACACCUUCAGUUCCUCAUUCGCACCACCACAUGGUGGCAGCACAAAUAAACAGCCGACUUCCAGGAUACCCGGAGCACACCGCAGCAUCCCUCCCUCCUCCUCAGGACAGUUUCCCGAGUCAUGCGCAGACGGUGUGCUCGCCUUCAUACACUGGGUCGGCGCGGACAGGAAAGCAGAUCUCUGCCUGUUCCAUGAUGCAGAUCCCCGUGUUCGAGGACAGUCUGGGUUCCUCGUGCACAGCUCAACAGGAACCUGAGCUUAUCCACCGAGCUCUGUCGAGCAUCGGAGAGUUUGAUCCACAGGGCAGAUCUGAGGAUUCUUUAGGUGAUCCGGAGCAUUCCGUGUCAGAUGAUAACUACCUUCACAUACGUGCACAUCACUUGGACCGACGCCCAAGCCAGCUCUCAUGCGUCUACACGGAGGGGUGAUAGACGGCCAACUUUGAUCAUACGUACUGUAUAUCUACUCGCUGACCUUUUUGUAGUCUUUGAGUCAUGGGAUAAAUAAAAAAAAAAUGAACAAUUUUUUUUUUUUUUUUUUACAUGAAUGUAUCUGAAGUCUCAUAACCGAAUGAAGUGAAUUGCAGGCUUCUGAUCGGGAUUUUGUUUUUAUAUAUUGUAACUUUUGAAAUUGUUAUAUAUAUAUUUUUUUUAUCUAAAUUCUCAGUCCUGUGAAAGAAAACUCGUGAAAUUUGUGAAAACCUACGAGGACACUGGAAAAAAAAUGGACACCAAGCUAACGAUUUAUUCACUGAGACUAGCAGCAUAGCUAGCUAGUGAACAUGUACACAUUAAGUCUUUUACACGGAUAUUAUAAAGGGUAGUGACCAUGAAAACUGUUUAGGAAGAUCAACAUUUCUCUCCGAUUUGUUGGUGAAUUAAACAGAAGAGGCUUCUCGGUGACUAAAACGACACUAAUUACACUAAGCAUCAACUGCUAACCGAACGGCCGCCAGUUGCUCUCACAAAAUGUAAACAUUUAGUCAUGAAUACCACGGGAGCAGUCUGUUUAAAAACAUGGUAAACACGACCUCGUCUGAAUGUAAAAUUCAUCCAGUUAUCUUUGAAAAAUAAGGUAUUUCUUGUGUGGAAAUGUAUAUAAACAACAAAACCGUCUCAGACAUGAUCUAUUGCAUCAAGCGCUAAUCAGUUACAUAAUGAAGGCUUUAAAUAUCACCAUUCUGUUUCUUUAAAGCUGCAAUCAUGACAGUACUAGUGCUUUUUUAUUUCUUUCUCAAACACUGAGGUUAAGGGCAAGUGGUUCAGUGAAACGACGCCGAGAAAACCGUAAAUGCAAACGUCAACGGUGACUAAAUGAAAUUGAGUUUAAAAGCUCUAAUUACGAUGUUUUGCAUAACCGGCAGCAUUAGAGUCAAAAGCUUCAUUAUCUUGGCUCGGAGUGUGGUAUAUCGGUUGCAUCUUAGGGGGGGGGGAGGUGUAAUCAUGAAGAACAUGGAUAGACGACUGUAUCUUGUGAGGUCUUGUUUUGCUGGAGGGUAAUACAGUUGGGUAAUUUUCCCCAUCAUGCACUUGCACACCUUAUUAUGAGUCAGAGAGUCUGCUUGUUCUUCUGUCCUAGUGACCAGAAGGUUAUUUCAAAUCAUACCAGAUGUUUAUGAGGUCGUCCCCCCCCCCCCCCCCCCCAUAAGUACUUCCGUACAACAAUAUCACAGGAAGGAGAUACUAUUUUUGGUGUGUGUGUGAUUCUUGUCAACAAGAGCCACUUGCAACAAAUUCAAUCGAAGGGUUGUAGAGCAGUUUUAGAUGAUCAUAAUGAUGACGACGAUGAUAGGUCUUUAGAGUUCUUCACACGACCGCUUCGUGGUAAACAAGAAGCACGAAUCCGUCAGGAGUAGCCAUUGCCUUCUAGUCUACAGUAAAUUUGAUCUUGCCUGAGCAAACCUUCAUUGAAAAAAUAAAUUGUGAUUUUGAUUUAUUGAGAAAGUCUAUUCACAUCUAUCUGGCAUGCUUAUCUUACUUUUGUCUAACAUAAAUCUGCAAACCAUAAAUCUAGAGAGAAUUUGCGUCAUCUGUGUGUGUAUGUUUGUGUUUGUGUUUGUGUAUGGGUGGGUCGGGGGGUGUGUGUGAGGAUGAUUUACUGCCCAAACUAAUGUUUGUUGUUGAUUUUUCUAUAGGUUGUAGUUAACUUUGACUUUCACCAUCGUUAUCAAACCGAACUGUGACACUACCAUGAUUUUACAAUGGUGCCAGAUGGGAAUUAUGUUCAUUACGUAUUUGAUACCCCAUUUUUCCGUUGCCAAAUUAUGCAAAACAACCAGAGUCACGAUGGCAGCUGAUUAUUGAGACAAAUUAUGUCCUGCGUUCAUUUGCAUGAUGUGUGUUGUUUCAGUCCAUACUGUACGUCAGAACUCAGUAGCUGAGCGAUACAACCCUAACCAUGAUACUGUUUUUCUAUAGUGGAUCAUGAAAACAAUGUGUCCUACAUGUGUUUGAAAUAAAUCUGAUACUAAUA